GGUGGCCAGGAGCGAGCAUGCGCACUGAGCCUCGUGCCCCAACAACACAAGACAGCUGAAGGGUGUUUAUGGUUAAAAUUUAAAUUUAACAGUGGGAGUUUUAAAGUAGGAAAACGCUUCCUGUGAAAGAGUGCAGGUUCUCCGCGGAGUGCAAGUUCUCCGCGGUUCGGCUCGCCUCGGCAGUGCUCGGCUCGGUUCUUUGCGCGCGCCUGCCCGGUUUGGUUCCUGAACACUUUGGAAUUCGGAGACAAGAAAGCAGGACGACUGCGGCAUCUGCUGGAGUGGAACUCAGGAAUGAAGUUCCCCGUGGACCUUCUGGCUAGCGUUAGCCAGACAGAGCUGGAAAGUUUGGCCCACAACUACAUGAACAACCUCCUCUACAGUAACCCAGACUCCCCUGAACACCUCAUCCUCUCUGACUCCACCCAGGUCACCAUUAACAUUUCCAGUGUGGGCUUCACCCCUCUCUAUGGAUCAGGUGACAGGCAGAUGGUCCUGGCCCUCUUCUCCCCCAGCAACCCGUUCACCGCUGUGGCCCUGUUUCUGCUGGACCGCUGGUGGACGGUGGACGACAUUCUCAAGACGGCAGACACCACACGGGGCGGAACCGUGGAGGUGAAGUCUUUAGGAGAAAGAAUAGUUUUAUACAUCCUCAAUCGCAUUGUCUAUCGAGCCAAGGAGAUGAGCUCUGAGGAGCUCCCCUUCCUCUGCCAUGGGGAAAAAGAUUACGCAAAAAUCCUCUGGAAUAAUGGAGAGGCUGUUGGCUUCUACUCAGUCAAGCCUGCAGGCAGCUUCUGUAGUUCCUUUUCAACCAGCAGCUAUCAGCUUCCUGUGAUGGACUCCCUCUUCAUUAGAAAACAUCUGCGUCGUCAAGGCUUUGGCCUCCAGAUGCUCAAGGACUUUGUGCUAAGUUUCAGAGAGGACUGUCUGGGGUUGAGGUACCCCCUGACGCAAUUCAUGUAUAAAGUGUGUGAGAAAUACCUGUGUCAGUACCCAGGGGACACAGACAUUCUGUGGGAGGUGAAAAGCAUAGGCGGGCCCAAGCAGAGGACCAACAUCUUCAAAAAGCUCCGGGCCAUGAACCAGAGGACGGUAUCCGCGGGUCUGUCCUUUGCAGAAUCACUUGUGAUUACUGAGAGGAUGGAAAAGGAGGUGUUGGAGGCAGUCAGCACUCAAAUAAAAGAUUCCAUCCCCGUUGAAUGCACGGUGGAAAUUGUGGAGGAAGCGACAGCACUGAGCGCUACCAAAGAAGCAGAAGUGCCACUCACUGCCUGCAGUAGUAGUGGCUCCAAACAAAGGAAGAUUGGAGAAGAAAAGACAGAAAAAGCCAUCAGAAUUGAAGAUAUUGAAGCAGAGGACAUUUCUGCACAAGAGAAGACAGAACUGCAAGUCUCCAACUUGAUGAAGGCCGAUGGUACAUCCACUGUGGCUUGUGAAGAGCAAGGUGAGCAUACGCUGGACCAACCGUCCACCGUCCUAUCCCAACGAGACCUAGAAGAAGCUGGGGUUACAUUAGCACCUACGAGCGAGGAGCCACAAGUGGAAGAUGGCGCUCCCCAGAAUCUGAACAGCAACUUCUGUGACUCCCAGAUAACAGUUGAGAAUGUGGCAUCAGAAAUCAGGGAAGAGUUUCAGCAGGAAGAAGAAACCCUGGAACAUGUGGGGGAGGGAACUCAAGUUGGGGUCCCCGAUGAAAAGUCUGAAGAGAGAGUAACACAACAAGAGCCAACUGUAUCAACACGUGCAACGUCAGAGAAUAUUGUAACUGGAAAAACCGGUGGAGCCAAUGUAAGGGCUGUGAUAGCUGUAGACCAUGUAACCACCACACGUAGAUCUACUCAGCACAGCAAGCAAGAGGAUGUAGGGACAACUCUGAGAAGAAGCAUUAGGAACACCCUUCCAUCCACACUGAAAUACCCCCUUCACAGCCAGAAAGUAUCUGAAGAAUCAGAGAAAGAGCCCGCUGAUGUGGAAGAGCUAGUGGAGGAGUCCGCUGUAGCUGAGAGGGAACCACAAGAUGAAGAAGAAACCUCCAUAGAAGAGGAUGUAGUUGCAGUGAAAGAAUUAUCUGAAGAAACACAACAGCUGGAAGAUGAACAACCCAAAAGUGAAGAGCAGAUGGUGGAAGACAGCCAGCCUCCAGAUACUGCAACAAAGGAAUGUCAAGAUGAAGUAGUAAGCCCCAAAACUAAGAAAGAACAAAAGGGGGAGCUGCAAACAUCAGUGAUACAGAAUGAGACCCAAGAGCCCCCUGCUGAAGCUUCUGCUGGUGACAAGAAAGCAGAGGAAAAGGAAGCGUACAAACAGAUGGCGCAAGAAGGUACCGUUCAAAAGGCAAAGGAAGCAGCAGUGGACAUUAUACCCUUGACUGAGGAACACACUGUUUCUAAGAUUUGUAAAAAUAGUGAGGCAGACAUUCCAGUAGAAGAUUCUGCUGAAGGGAACCUUCCACUAGCUGAGGUAGAUGAGGCAGUGAAACUGGAAGAUAACAUAGAUAACAAGGAUAACAUAGAUGUGGAGAAUGAGGAUGUUGUUCAGAGCAUAGCUGUAGUCACAGCCGCUGCAGAGGAUUUAGCACCAGAAGAGGCAGGGACACCAUUACCUUCACCAGCCACACACUCAGCUGUACUUCCAUCAGUCAAAGACGGGGGAACGCCGUCAGCAGAGGAGCAACAGAGUGAGGAAAUGGCAAACCAGUUUUCUUCCCUCCGCAAAUUGACAGUGGUUUUAAUGGACCUGCAGAAACCCAACCACGGCGUCCAGGAUGUAACAGAAGCUAAAGAGGGCAAUAUUGUACAAAAGACUGCUGCUAAGGCUGAAGGGGAACUGAGGGAAAGGACCAUGGAAGAUGAAGACACAGUAGCACAGGAGAAUGUUGCUAUGGAUAUAACAACAACUGAGAAGGAAGCGUUAGAAGACGAAUCAACGAUAGUUGAGGUGAGCAAGGCAGAGGUGGGAGAACCCAUGACUAAUCUGGAGGAAGGAGAGAGACUUGAAGAAAGGGAUCCAACUGAAGGAGACAAAAAUAUAGAGGCAGAGGAAGCUGUCAACCAACACCAUGCUCAGGAGGAGGGACCUAUCGAUGAUGAGGAAAAGACCAUGUAUGUUGCAGAGGAAACAGUCGCAAAGCGAGAUACAGUGAAAGGAGAAACGUCAACCUCCACGCCUGAAGUGGUAGAAAGUGUACAGCAGAUAAUGUUGACAGCAAAGGACGGGCAGGUAGAAGAUGUAUCCGAGGAAGAUGCCCCAGUUGUUGAAAGAGUUCUAAGAAGUGGAGGAAAGACAACAAGAAGUAAAACCACAACAAAACACGAUGAUGCGAAAGUGGAGAAAAGAACAGAGGAAGGUGAACCAGCAGCCAGCAUUCGAGUUCUGAGGAAGGGAAGGAAGCCAGCAGAUGGAGCAACAAAACCUAAAUCCAAAAGAGCUCAUACAAUGUGUCAGGGGGAGCGAGAGGAAGACGACGAAUGUGCUCUACCCGAUGUGGCACAAGAAGAGGAAACCAUAGCUCUGCUGGAGGAAACCGACAAAAAAGAGGAAAGCACAGAUGAGAAGAUUGAAGAAAACAAUGCCAAUGAGGAUGCACCUCAGGACGAAGGAAACACAGAGCCUGAGCUCUGCAAUGUGCCAGAAGCUGUUUCAGGAGAAUCACUCACAGAUCAAGAGACAGUGGGGGAGAAAGAGUCUGCUGCAGAGGCUGCUUUUGGGGAAAGAGCUGAAGAGACACCUAAUAUAGACAAGGCAAAGGUUAGUGAUGCCGAAGAAGCACUGUCUGUUAAAAGUGGUGAAGAGGCAGUGAGAGCCAUAUCAAGGAAGGGAAGACGGUCUGCUGCUGCUGCACCGGGACAUAAAGCCAAAAGAGCCCGCACACAGUGUCAGCAGGAGGAAGUGGGAGAAGAAGAAGCCCCUCCUGCUGUAGUAGAAGAGGAAAAAGAGGCUGGGCAGGAAUCCCCUGAGGACAAAGCGAUAGAGCGAGAGGAAAUGGUGAAAGACAAAGAUGUGGAAGAGGAAGAGUACACCGUGGGAGAUGCAGAGCAGACGAAGGACGCCUCGACGCGGGAAGAGGACGACAGGAGUGUGGAAGCUGUGAGUGGCAGUGUUAAUAUCCCAUCUCCGUCAGCCGAGGACGAGGAAACCACAGUCGUGGGACAACAGAAAGCAUCACCAAGAUCCAAAAGGCAGAACGACGACUCCACACGGAGAUCUGUACGGAAAAGGCCAAAAGUGAAUUACCAGGAAAACGAAGAGGGGGAGCGAGAUAAGGGAGGCACUGACGAGGAGGAAGAAGUUACAGUAGCAUUCGAUGGGGACCACGGCAACAAGACAGCCCAAUGUUCCUCAGAGACAGCUAAGGAGGCAGAGGCAGCAGGCUCAAGCAAAGUAGGCGAGGAGGAGAAGGAGGAACCUGUAGUGAUUGGGAAGAGAGUUUUAAGAGGCAGGUCAGUUCCUUCCGUGACAAUAACACCGCAGUCCAGAUCCAGACGCCGCAGCGUUAAAGUGUCCAAAGAAAACAGCCCUCGAUCGGCGCACAAGAGAAAAGGCCGCAGAGAGUUUAGAACCUUCACAAUGCUGUCGUUGACAAAGACACAUGUGUGCAAUCACUAAACCGGCAAAAUGCCAAAGAAAACAGAACCAUAUAUAUAUUAAUACUAAAUGUUUCUAUUGACCCGGCACCUGUGUGUCUCACAACUCUUAUCACCUGUCUCUGUUUUCUAGAAACAAAAACCUAUCCCGCAAUGACCGUUAGAAUGACAUCCUAUUCCUAUAUGUUGGAUUUAAAAAAGCGUUCUUUGCCUUGUCCCAGCUUGUAUGACAUUUAAGGUAAAAACACCCAGGUAUGAUCAAGAAGAAACUGGGUUCAUUGAAAGAAAUCAACACUUGUUCAAGGUCCACAUCGGAUUUCUUUUGAAUGUUUUCGUGUGGAGAAUUAUUUUUAGACUGUAAGACUGGCCACUUACAAAACUAAACUAUAGGUUUUGGUAUUUUUUAUUCAGCAUCAUUCAAAAACAUCCAGUUUGGUGAAAUCAAGUUUGGCUCCAAUUUUUUUUUACUCUACAAAAGGGUCAAGAUAUUUUCAAUAGCUUUUUAAUGUUUUUCUAUUUUUUUAUUACCAAAACACGUUCAUGUUUUACAAAUAUCAGCUGAACUCAGGUCUUCAUAUAAGCAUGUUCUUUCUUUCUAUAUACACUUCAAAUAGAGAUUUUCCAAUAUGUAACCAACUGUCAUUCCAUUUUGUAAUAACAUUGUAGAGAGGACGAUUAUCUCUAUCUAUCUUAGUAUUGGUUUUAAUACUGUGAUUAUUCUGUCAACAUUAGACAUUGAUAUGACUUUAUGUUUUGCUGUUGCUGGCUGCAUCACUUGGCGGAUGACUUUUAUUUAGCUAUAGUAGAUGAUGUAAACCUUUUACAAGGUCUUUAAGGUUAUUAACUGAAUUUGUCGGUGUGGACUUGCUUUUAUCUGUGAAAGGACUUUCCAUGAGCUGAAAUUGUGGCAAAUAAAGGUUUCAAAAGAUA
This is a messenger RNA of Pungitius pungitius (ninespine stickleback), 5513 nucleotides long. It is a transcript of the gene fam169ab, whose product is annotated as family with sequence similarity 169 member Ab. Bases 295 to 4605 code for a protein of 1436 amino acids. NCBI's taxonomy places the organism in Eukaryota, Metazoa, Chordata, Actinopteri, Perciformes, Gasterosteidae. The record is from RefSeq and is a predicted model, not a curated record. The transcript has 11 exons.